AGGAAGGAUAUUCCUUCUUUUUUUCUGCCUCCUUCACAACGCAUGUGAACGUUGCUCUCUGUUUGUCGAGGCUUCAUCAUAUAAAUAGAAAUUAUAAGUGCGCCUUUUACGGCCCCACCAGUAGAAAACAAAAGUACCGGCGAAACAAUAAACCCCACAAAUAAAAUAAAUUAGUAAAUGAAAGGCGAGAGCGCAUAAACUAUGGAAAUACUAGGGAAGGUGACUCAUUUUUUACAGGAGAGUGAGGAAGAGGAGAUGAACGGAUCCAAACGCGUCCAUUUCAGAUUGCUAUUUAAGAGCUGAGGCAAAUUGUCCAUGGUGAUCUGCAGUGGCUUAUAAUUUUGGAAAGCUUUCACUCACUGUAGACGAGUUGCAAUGUCACGCUGUUAUUUUGCGCCCGAAAUCUCAAUGAUGCCCUUAUUAAGAUUUCAGCAGCGGAAAUGAAGCGCAUCGACGAGACCGCCUGCGCAAUAGAGGUGAAAUUUGCCAUGAUCUGUGGGAUUAUUAUCGAAGCUACAUUCAACUAAAUGGGCUGCUUCAGUUCAAAGCUUACUCAUCAGUCCAAAGGGUGCGAGGACCCUGUAGCCCUUGCAGCCGCAACAGUAUUCAGUGUGAGCGAGGUUGAAGCUUUGUAUGAGCUCUUCAAAAACAUUAGCAGCUCUGUGGUUGAUGAUGGUCUCAUAAGCAAGGAGGAGUUUCAACUUGCAUUGUUCAAGAAUGGCCAGAAAGAAAAUCUCUUUGCUGAUCGGGUUUUCAAAUUAUUUGAUGUGAAGCAGAAGGGUCUUAUUGACUUUAGUGAUUUUGUUCGAUCACUUAGUGUUUUCCAUCCAAAUGCACCUGAAGAUGAUAAGAUAGAAUUUGCGUUCAAGCUGUAUGAUAUGGAUGGGACUGGCUUUAUAGAACGGGAAGAGGUGAAACAAAUGUUAAUAGCACUUCUAUCCGAGUCAGAAAUGAAACUAUCUGAUGAGGUCAUUGAGACAAUUCUUGAUAAGACAUUUGAAGAAGCUGACAUGGAUCGAGAUGGGCGAAUUAGCAGAAACGAAUGGCAAAAUUUUGUGUCUCAUAAUCCUUCAUUAAUGAAGAUAAUGACCCUUCCUUACUUAAGGGAUAUCACUACGACCUUUCCAAGUUUUGUCUUUAAUUCAGAAGUGGAUGAUAUCUCCACGUGAAUCUUCUAAUAUCCACCCAUGUUUCGAUAUGGUCACUCUACCUUAUUUUUAAUCCUUUCUCGACAGGUGAACAGUACUUACUGUACAAAACAGCAAGAGAGUAUCUAUAUAAUGUCACUGGAAAAUAGUCAACACUGCGAAGGAAACAUUUUCACAUUUUCUAACAUGUGACAAGUAAUGUAUGAUGAUUUUUUUUUGGUUUUUGGGUAAUUUUCCUUUUUAAACUUGUUUUCAAAUGUUUUUCCUUGCAUACGAACAAACCAAUGAAUUUGUUCUGUGCCAAAAAAAGAGUAAUGAAUAUAUUUCAAUGCCAACACUGUUUAUAUUUUUACUACGCGUCAUCUUGUGAUGACUACGUUAUACUGUUAGCAUUUUUGCACCGUAAGAUAGAACAAUAAAAUGGUAACUAUAUUUAGCUUUUAA
This is a messenger RNA of Cryptomeria japonica (Japanese cedar), 1592 nucleotides long. RefSeq names its product calcineurin B-like protein 1. The record is from RefSeq and is a predicted model, not a curated record. Gene Ontology annotation, biological process: calcium-mediated signaling. Bases 528 to 1169 code for a protein of 213 amino acids. Gene Ontology annotation, molecular function: calcium ion binding; kinase binding. Lineage: Eukaryota; Viridiplantae; Streptophyta; Pinopsida; Cupressales; Cupressaceae. The transcript is spliced from 9 exons.